Molecule: messenger RNA, 3532 nt
Organism: Triticum aestivum (bread wheat)
Lineage: Eukaryota; Viridiplantae; Streptophyta; Magnoliopsida; Poales; Poaceae
Product: probable inactive leucine-rich repeat receptor-like protein kinase At3g03770
Exons: 8
Coding region: 722-3088 (788 amino acids)
Biological process (GO): protein phosphorylation
Molecular function (GO): ATP binding; protein binding; protein kinase activity
Source: RefSeq, a predicted model, not a curated record
GAGCAAAGAAUCCGUCUUGUCCCUUUGCCCCGCGGUUGUGCCAUCCCGUGAUGCCCCGCCUACCUCUGCCACAGUGGAGUAUACUAGUAGUACUGAGCAGAGUAGAGUACUAGACGACACUAAGCAUAUGAUUCCCUCCCUUGACAAACCCCCAAAACUAGAAAAGCUUUUUCAAGCUGUUCCAUUCACUUCACUUGCAUGCACUCAUCUCAUUAUCAUCAUUCAAAGGUGAGGUGAGGUGAGAUUUCUUGCACUUUCUCUAGGCCAUAUAUAGUUAUAAUAUAUGGUUAAUUUCUAUUGCCAGUUCUUCAUGCGGACAUACUGUGGUUAAUUCCUCUUGCCACUUCUUCAAGAAAGGAAUGCAAAUCUGGUGAUGUUUCUCGAGGGAGAGCAUCUUGUUCUUGCUUGCUUUGCGGUGUCAAGGACGGACCACUGGUUAUCCAUCAGUCGGCCCAGAUCCCUGUGCCUCUGCGGACUGCACAAUGUUUUUCUGGUGACCAGUACCUAUCUCCAUUAACUGUACAAGCUCCUCUCACAUUAACUUUUCUGAGCUCUCAAACUCAGACUUUUCCUCCCAGUCCCUGUGUGGCUGUGUCCAACAACUUUAUUUGCUAAUCGCUUCUGCUCCUGCACUAGAAUUAGAAUCCCACAAUCACAAUUCUUGGUUCCUCAACUUGUUGAUCGAGGAAAAGAAGAAGCUGAAAGAAAUCUUGUAAAAAAAAUGGGUGGAAUCCAUGCUCUGCUCAUCUUGCUGUCGGUGGCGUCCCUGGCAUUGCUGCCGGGAGCCACGCCGCUGCAGGCCUCACAGGCCUGGUCCCUCUUCAAGCUCCGGCAGCUCCUGGGCGACCCGCCGGUGCUCGGCACCUGGCACAACUACACCGACUUCUGCUACGGCGGCGACUACAAGACCGCCUCCGCCUUGGUGGAGUGCUACGAGGACAGCGUCACGCAGCUCCACAUCAUGGGCGACCCCGGCGCGCGGGGUCGCCCGCUCCCCGCCACCUUCUCCAUCGACGCCUUCUUCACCACGCUGUCCAGGCUGCCGGACCUCAAGGUGCUCACGCUCACCAACCUCGGUCUCUGGGGCCCACUGCCGGGGGGGAAGAUCUCCCGCCUCCAGAAGCUGGAGAUCGUCAACGUCAGCUCCAACUACCUCUACGGCGAGCUCCCGCGGGGGCUCUCCCGGCUGGGCAGCCUCCAGACGCUGGUGGCGGACCACAACAUGCUGGGAGGCAAGCUGCCGGGGUGGCUCAAGGACAUGCCGCUGCUGGCGGUCCUCAGCCUCCGGAACAACACGCUGCAGGGGACGCUGCCGGAGUCGCUCAAGGACAUGCCGUCGCUGAGGUCGCUGGUGCUGGCGUCCAACAACCUCUCCGGGAACCUGCCGGACCUGGACCUGAAGAACCUCCAGGUGAUUGACAUGGCCAACAACGCGCUAGGGCCCAAGUUCCCGCGGGUGGGGCGGAAGGUGGCCAGCGUGGUGCUGGCCGGCAACAAGUUCAGCGACGGCCUCCCCGCCGACAUGCUCGCCUCGUGCUACCUCCUGGAGCGGCUGGACGUGUCGGGGAACAGGUUCGUGGGGCCUUUCCCGGCGGCGCUGCUGUCGCUGCCGUCCAUGGAGUACCUGAGCAUCGCCGGGAACAGGUUCACGGGGCGGCUGUCGGGCAACGCCUCCUGCGGCGAGAACCUCCGGUUCGUGGACCUGUCGUCGAACCUCCUGACGGGGAGCCUCCCCGGCUGCCUGGCCGCCUCCUCUGACUCCGGGAAGACGGUGGUGCUCUUCUCGGCGAAUUGCCUUUCCAGCGGCAGCGGCGACGAGUCCCAGUCCCAGCACCCGUCGCCCUUCUGCCGGAACCAGGCAUUGGCCGUCGGGAUCGUGCCUGAGCAGGAGCAGGGAGGCAAGAAGAAGAGUGGCGGCAAGGCCGGUGUGGUGGCCGGCAUUGUCCUUGUGGGAGCAUUGGUUGUGAGCGCGGCGGUGGUGUUUGUGGUGAGGAAGGCGAGGUUGCCCAAGGCGAGGCCUGCACGGAGACUGGUGGAGCACGCGUCGAGCGCUUACCCUUCGAAUUUGCUGGCCGACGCGCGUUACAUAUCUCAGACGGUGAAGCUGGGGGCUCUUGGCAUUCCGGCAUACAGAUCAUUCUCCUUGGUGGAGCUGGAGGCGGCCACCGAUAACUUUCAGGUGUCUAGCCUCAUGGGUCAAGAUGCUCAUGGCCAGGUUGAUGGUCAGAUGUACCGUGGACGGCUAAGCAAUGGGACCCCGGUGACAAUCAGGUCCCUCAAGGUGAACAAGAGCCAGAGCUUCACCCGCCACAUCGAGAUGAUAUCCAAGCUGAGGCAUCGGCACCUGGUGAGCGCGCUGGGGCACUGCUUCCAGUACAACCUCGACGAUUCCACCGUCACGCACCUCUACCUCGUCUUCGAAUACGUGCACAAUGGCAACCUCAGGGGCAGGAUUUCACAAGGAACGCAAGGGCGGAGGCUGUCGUGGGGCCAAAGAAUAUCGACCACCAUUGGUGUGGCCAAGGGCAUUCAGUUCCUGCAUGGAGGGAUCAUACCAGGCCUGUUUGCGAAUAACCUCAAGAUCACCAACAUUCUUAUGGACCAGAAUCAGGUCCCCAAAAUCGGCAGCUACAACAUCCCCAUUCUGUCAGAGACCAUGAAAUCAGAGGGAGGAGCUGGAAGCAAGUAUCCACCGGAUAGAAUUUGCAGGGUUCCCAACGGUGAUAAGAUUGACAUGUACGAUUUUGGUGUGAUACUGCUGGAGGUUAUCUCCGGCAGGCCCAUCAGUUCCAUAUACGAGGUGGAGAUCAUGAAAGAACAGUUGCAAUCGGCGCUGACAGCACAAGGACCGAGCAAGAGGAGCAACUUUGUGGACCCGGCGGUGAGCAAGGGCUGCUCCGACGACUCCAUGAGGACCGUCAUGGAGAUCUGCCUCCGCUGCCUUGCCAAGGAGCCAACGCAGAGGCCCUCAGUGGAGGACGUGCUCUGGAACCUGCAGUUUGCGGCCCAGGUGCAGGAUGACUCCCGCAGCAGCGACGAGUCCCCGCUCUCGCCCUCGCAGCCCCAUGCACAAUCCGCACACGGCUGACCCACCCCACCCCACCCCGCAGCUAGGGCACACAAAAAUACAUCGGCAAGCAUCAUCAUGGAUUCAUGGCUCAAGGCAAGGAUUAGACAUGGUAUUUUCAGGCCAAGUGUACAGCAGCUCAAGCUGGACCCCGUGAUGCGUAUGGUGUACUAGUUCUCACCAAGACGCCACCGGAUAUGAUGAGUUUUCAACUUCUCAAAUUAAGUAGAACGACUUUUUUUUUCUUUUUUCUUUUGAGAAAUCUCCAAUAGAACGACUAGUAACCAUAAUCUCGUUAUGGAUUGGAAUGCACUCCCAUAAAACCAUUAUAUGUUCCCACAGUGUCUUAAAAUUCCACUUUGUCUAGUCUAGAAAUACAAAUUUGUACGGUUUUUGAGAACCGGGUAUUGUAAUGUUCCAAUGCAUAUUAUAUCUAGUAAAAAAUAAUGUUGCUAUCCCCUCCAA